Molecule: messenger RNA, 761 nt
Organism: Chelonoidis abingdonii (Abingdon island giant tortoise)
Lineage: Eukaryota; Metazoa; Chordata; Testudines; Testudinidae
Product: protein S100-A16-like
Cellular component (GO): perinuclear region of cytoplasm
Molecular function (GO): calcium ion binding; transition metal ion binding; calcium-dependent protein binding
Source: RefSeq, a predicted model, not a curated record
UGCAGCCCCGUUCCAGCCAUUCCAUGUUCCAGCUUUUAACUCUGCUUUGGCCACCACGUUUCCUUCCUGUAUCCAUUGUUCAGACACUACAAAAGUGCUCGAGUUUGUUGUUGCCCAGCAAGACUCAGACCAGGGGGCUGCAGAUCCCUCUGUCGCAGGUUCUCUACAGCUGUUUCCAACCAUCUGUGCUGUCCCGGGGCCUGCCGUAAGCAACCCAGGAGCACUUCCCCUGCGGGCCCAUGGGGCAGAGUUUGCAGCCAGAGCCGUCCGGGGAGAGGAGCGGUGGAAGAAAGCUGGCCGAGAUGGCAGAGGAGGGCUCUGAGCUGGAAAGGGGCCUCCAUGCCAUUGUGGGCAGCUUCUACAGAUACGCCGAGGGCCCGCCUGGAGCAAAGGUGCUGGACCAGGAGGCUUUCCAGACUUUGCUCAGCAAUGAGCUGAGCCAUCAGCUCACAAACCCAGAGGACCAGAAGGCAGCGCUGGACAUGUUUAAGAUGGUGGAUGCCAACAACGAUCAGAAAAUCUCCUUCGACGAGUACUGGGAUCUCAUCGUAGAGAUUUGCCGAGUGAUCCGGCGCAGACAUUAUAACGAGUAGUGACUGAGGAGCUGUGUCUGGUGGGGAAACUGAGGCACAUGCCUCAACGGGAAAUGCCCCCAAAUCCUUUGCCUGAUGCACUCAAAGCAAAUCUGCACCUCCCCUACACCCCCACACCCCCACUAAACCCAGAGACCUUAAUCUGUCUGCUUGCCAGGACCCCCCACC